CUUUGCUGGGCGCUGUCCCACGGCCUAGAAGCAGCUGCUCAGCUCGUUCUCGAACCUUCAGCUCGAGUCUUCAGCUCGCCGCCUUCACUCCAGACUUCGCCAUGUCCAUCAGAGUGACCCAGAAAUCCUACAAGAUGUCCAACUCCGGCCCCCGAGCCUUCAGCAGCCGCUCCUACACGAGUGGGCCCGGUUCCCGCAUCAGCUCUUCCAGCUUUUCCCGGGUGGGCAGCAGCAGCAGCUUCCGGGGAAGCCUGGGCACCAACGUGGGUCUGGGCGGCUUCGGCGGGGCCGGCGUAGGGGGCAUCACAGCAGUCACGGUGAACCAGAGCCUGCUGAGCCCCUUGAAGCUGGAGGUGGACCCCAACAUCCAGGCUGUGCGUACUCACGAGAAGGAGCAGAUUAAAUCCCUCAACAAUAAGUUCGCUUCGUUCAUUGACAAGGUGCGCUUCCUGGAGCAGCAGAACAAGAUGCUGGAGACCAAGUGGAGCCUGCUGCAGCAGCAGAAGACAGCAAGGAGCAACAUGGACAACAUGUUUGAGAGCUACAUCAACAACCUUCGCCGGCAGCUGGAAGCCCUGGGCCAGGAUAAGCUGAAGCUGGAGGCGGAGCUUGGCAACAUGCAGGGCCUGGUGGAGGACUUCAAGAAUAAGUACGAGGAUGAAAUCAACAAGCGCACAGAGAUGGAGAAUGAGUUUGUCCUCAUCAAGAAGGAUGUGGACGAGGCGUACAUGAACAAGGUGGAACUCGAGUCCCGCCUGGAAGGACUGACUGACGAGAUCAACUUCCUGAAGCAGAUCCAUGAAGAGGAGAUCCGCGAGCUGCAGUCCCAGAUCUCAGAUACGAGUGUGGUGCUCUCCAUGGACAACAGCCGUUCCCUGGACAUGGACAGCAUCAUCGCUGAAGUCCGUGCCCAGUACGAGGACGUUGCCAACCGCAGCCGUGCUGAGGCUGAGAGCAUGUACCAGAUCAAGUACGAGGAAUUGCAGACCCAGGCUGGGAAACACGAGGAUGACCUGCGUCGCUCGAAGACGGAGAUCUCUGAGAUGAACCGCAGCAUCAACCGCCUGCAGGCGGAAAUUGAAAAGCUCAAGGGCCAGAGGGCAAGCCUGGAGGCUGCCAUCGCUGAUGCUGAGCAGCGCGGGGAGAUGGCCAUUAAGGACGCCAAUGCCAAGCUGGCUGAGCUGGAGGCCGCCCUGCAACGGGCCAAGCAGGACAUGGCACGCCAGCUGCGCGAGUACCAGGAGCUCAUGAAUGUCAAGCUGGCACUGGACAUCGAGAUCGCCACCUACAGGAAGCUGCUGGAGGGCGAGGAGAGCAGGCUGGAGUCUGGCAUGCAGAACAUGAGCAUCCAUACGAAGACCACCAGUGGCUACUCAGGAGGACUGAGCUCAGCCUAUGGGGGACUCACCAGCCCGGGCUUCAGCUAUGGCGGUGUGAGCGCCUUCCAACCCAGCUUCAGCUCUGCCGGGGGCUCCAGCACCAUCACGCGCACCAAGGCUGUGGUUGUGAAGAAGAUCGAGACCCGAGAUGGGAAGCUCGUGUCCGAGUCGUCUGAUAUUCUGCCCAAGUGAAAGGCCCCCCGACACAUUGUUGCAGCCUCUGCUCCUGCACCUGCUCAGGGCUCCCUGGGGAGACAGCUGCAUGGCAGAGUGCAGGGAGCAAGAGACCCACCCAAGGAUCAGCCCUGAACCCUCUAGCCAACCUUGGGAGGACUCUCCCAUCUGGGGCACGUAUGGCCCCUGCCCUCCACCCAAACCCAAUUGUAUUUUCCAAAAUAAAGCCUCAGCUUUCUCUACCAA
This is a messenger RNA of Acomys russatus (golden spiny mouse), 1799 nucleotides long. RefSeq names its product keratin 8 (gene Krt8). The coding region runs from base 102 to 1571 and encodes 489 amino acids. NCBI's taxonomy places the organism in Eukaryota, Metazoa, Chordata, Mammalia, Rodentia, Muridae. Gene Ontology annotation, cellular component: keratin filament. The record is from RefSeq and is a predicted model, not a curated record. The transcript has 9 exons.